UCUUUAUAAUUAGGAAUGACGAUAUGGGCAUCAUUAUACAGUUGGCUUUAUGGCAUUUUACCGUGUCCCAGGCUAUACUAUACUGUCCACAGUCUACUGAUGACUGGAACAAGGCAUCUGUAUCUUUACAGUGCAGGGAACCAAACUACUACCAUUGUCUAAAGGACGAUAAUGGAACAUUUCAGCAGCUUUGCCUACAAAAAGUCUGGAUUCAAGAAGGAAUGUGUCCGGAAUACAAUUCUAAAGUCCGUCAAAUAGAUGUGUAUGAUUGUAUCUCAGACUUUAACGACUGCCCAACAGCAACCUUCUGGUCCAGUGCAGUAUAUUUAUGUAUGUAUUCUUGCAUGUUUCCGAUAAUCUUCAUGAUUCUUAUUUUCGUUUUAUUCUUGUAUGGUAUGAGCAGCAGUGUAAACACAGACCUAAAGAAUAGCGGAGAGAAGGAAAGGGACAACAUGGAAAGCAUCAUUGCAAUAGCAGCAUGUUCAGCUAUACUGAUUAUUAUCGUUAUCGUUCUACUAGUUAAUGUGUUUAUCUGGAGGAGGAGAAGAAUACGACGACCACAGAACAGAGAAAUUAGACGAAUUCACUCAAAUACUGAAGACAGAGAUACAGAAAACAAUCUACUUACUACGAGGAAUGAUGAUAUAGAUGGCUUUAUGGAUACAUACGGUAAUAACCAAGAAAUGGAAACUAUGAACAAGUUAAUUAUCGAAGGUGAACAGAUGCAUGUUCUUGGAAAGAAUGCCGGUACAGAUGCCGACCUACUAGAAGAAUAUGGAGUUUUAAUAUUGAUAUCUGAUGAUACAUCUAAAAAUGACUCGAGGAUUAAAUCUUUGGAUGAAACGGGGAGAUUUGGAAAGUCGCAAUACGUUGGAUCUUUCAGUAAUUGGGAUUUUGAAGAAGACGUCAGUUUAUAUUUAUUUCGACAUGCUUUGGAUGAUAUUAAUUCUUCGUAUGACCUGAAAGAGUUAACACAGAAAUUUCAGGAAAUGCACAAACAUGCAACACAAACUCCCAGUAGUUACUUCGUCCUUUCUUUCCAAACAGACAAAUGGAAGCGAUUUGAGAAAAAAUUAUCAAAGUAUUACUUUUUCAAGAAAGCAGUAAAUGAGGUCGCCAAAGCUAUUCAGGGGGAAAGAUGUUUUAAUGACGAAGGGCAUUUAAACUUAAAUCUCUUUGUAAAGUCUUCUGAAUUAUUGAUUAAGAAAAAAAGAUGGCGGCUGUCACGGGCCACAUUAUGGCUUGUCCACAGACCCAGAUUGACUGGAAUUCAGCCUCCUCUGUCUUUACUUGUACUCCUCCCGGGAACCUACCACUGCUUAAAGACAACAUCGGGUCGAUACAUAGAAAAAUGUCUGGAGAAAACAUGGAUCCCACCAGAUAUGUGCCCAGAAUACAACGAACAACUUAAUAUAAUGGACGUAGACAAAUGUUUGGGCGACUCUACGGAAUGCCCUAGAAACACAUACUGGUCAAACGCCGUCUAUAUCUAUCCAACGUGCUUUCAAAAAUCUCAGUCAAUACAGAAUUCCACCUACAUUACAUAUACACACACCAACGUCACUGAAGAGUCAUCCAAUUCAACCUCCUCCAGUAAUAUGACUACAAGAAGCUCUGACUUAGAUAUACAAACCCUCCUACCGUACAUCAUCGGAGGAAGUGUCCUGGUAUUUCUGAUCCUUGUGGCGGUGUUUAUAUGUGUACUAUGUCGGAGAAAGCGAUCAAGACACAAAGGAUGUAGGCAUGAAGUCCAUAUUGAAUAUAGGAAAACUUUGAGGCAGGAAAGUAUCCUCGAUGAUUUUAUUAACGCAGAGAUCGUGAACGGAAACGGUACAAUUGUUCGGAAUAGUUCAGCUGAUGUUGAAAAACAGCCUUUCUUGGAAAUAAAUCGCAAAUCUGCGGAUCAAGUGAAGAAUGUAUUUAUUUACAUUGGGGACGAUGAGGACAAAAUAGCGGAGUCAUAUGAACCUCUUAUUUAUGAGAAUAGAUAUGAUAAGUGUCAAUUUGUGAAGGGUAUGAACGAAUUUAAGGCAGACAUAUACACCAAAGUCUACUUCUUCCAGCACGUCUUUGCGGACGUUAAAUCAGCGACUCAGAUAGACGCCCUCCGUGAAGACUUUGAUAAAAUAUUCACAGCAGCAUCACAGCAACCUUCGUCGAAAUUUGUUUUGGAGAUGCCGUUAGCUGUGUGGACUGAGCACAAAACACAUCUACAGAAAACACCGUUAUUUCAUGAGAGAUAUAUUAUCAUAGUCUAAAUUAUUGUCACAACAAAGAGAGGGAAUUUUAUAGCAGUAUUAAAUACAAGUUCUACAAAUUGUCAUCUGUUUUAGGGAAACAGUAACUGUUUUGUCUCCUUUGAAAAUUACUUGCAGUUUCUUGAUUGAUUAAAAUGUAUUUUUAUCUGCAAUCCUUUUAUAUUUCACUACA
This is a messenger RNA of Saccostrea cuccullata (small rock oyster), 2430 nucleotides long. RefSeq lists its product as uncharacterized. Lineage: Eukaryota; Metazoa; Mollusca; Bivalvia; Ostreida; Ostreidae. Bases 24 to 2258 code for a protein of 744 amino acids. The record is from RefSeq and is a predicted model, not a curated record. The transcript has 14 exons.